Molecule: messenger RNA, 4470 nt
Organism: Talaromyces proteolyticus
Lineage: Eukaryota; Fungi; Ascomycota; Eurotiomycetes; Eurotiales; Trichocomaceae
Exons: 9
Coding region: 1-4470 (1489 amino acids)
Biological process (GO): carbohydrate metabolic process
Molecular function (GO): hydrolase activity, hydrolyzing O-glycosyl compounds; chitin binding
Source: RefSeq, a predicted model, not a curated record
AUGCCCUCUUUGUGGGUCAAGCUCGGCUUUGGAGUCGUGUCCCUCUUCUCCGACUUUGCCCAUGCCUAUGCUCAGCUUGGAGGUAGACUACCUGCCAGUCCUGGCUAUCUGCCAAAGAAUCCUUGUCCAGGACGAUGCAGCACUGCGGGUCCCAACCCAGGCAAUUGGUCCUUGUAUCAUAAUUUGGAUCAAAUUGAGUCCUGUGAUCAGACAAUGUUUUACUACUUUUCUCUCCUCGGACCGGUCGAUGAUCCAAGGACCUCACACCGCAUCUAUUCUUGCUCUUCUUAUGGUCCUGAUUGGUCCAAUCUGCCCAAUGUAACAGGGAACGUUGCUCUUGGCACUCCAAUCGAUUCUACAUAUCAAUUUGGCACGGGGAACGAAGGGGGCAUGUCUCCUUCCUAUGUCCGGUCGCUUUCGAGGCAGAUACGCGAGUAUCUGGCAAAUGGAUAUGGAGGCACGAAUAGUUCCGUCAUUUUGUUUGCCCGAGCAGGCAAGACUUCAGUCGGCGUUUACAUGGGCAGGGGCCUCCAAAUUGAAGCUACGGGUAAUUAUGCUCUGACAUCCUUUGAGAGUGCCGUGGCAUCUGUCGCCGUAGGUACCGGUACAGUGGCUAUGCAGCUUUGCCAGCCUGGAAAUGAUGGCGAUCACGUAUUUGGUAUUAUGGCGACUAGCAAUUCGACUUUUGACCCUAUUCAAGAGGCCCUUAAGUCAUGGUCCAAUGGACAAUGCUGGUCUUUCAGGAGUGUCACCAACAUAACAGGUCCAGCCUACAUCACCACUCCCUUGGUACUCAAUCUGCCACAAGCACAAACUCCCAAUUCGACGACCAAGCGAAACUCCAUGCCAGGCUCUUCAUACAAAUCAUCCUCUACCGGACGCCCCCAGCGUCGCAAUACCUGCUCUUAUAUUCAGGUUGCCUCAGGCGAUGGUUGCUACUCUUUGUCUCAAAAGUGCGGCAUUACUCAAGAUCAACUAUCCGAGUAUAAUCCUUCGGACCCCAAGUUCUGCAGCGAUCUUCAACCUGGCGAGUAUGUCUGCUGUUCAGAGGGAACGCUGCCAAAUUUUGCUCCACAACCCAACUCUGAUGGAUCCUGUGCGACAUACACCGUUAAGAGCGACGACUACUGCUCGGCUAUUGCUGCAGCAAACAGCAUAACGGUUGAUGAAUUGACCAAUUAUAAUGCUGAUACAUGGUCUUGGAAUGGUUGUGAUGAUUUGUUCGUUGGUAUUAUUAUUUGUCUCAGCACUGGCACUCCACCCAUGCCAGCUGCAGUCACCAAUGCUCUAUGCGGACCAACCGUACCAGGCACCCCAACGCCACCUGGCGGAACAAAUAUUUCCAUGCUCAAUCCUUGCCUACUGAAUGCAUGUUGCGAUGUCUGGGGCCAAUGUGGCACGACCGUCGAAUUCUGUGUAAAUACCAACACAGGCUCCCCCGGCACGGCCGCACUGGGAACUAAUGGAUGUAUUUCUAACUGUGGCACUGACAUUAUAUCAGGCGACGCGCCUGCUGUGUGGCGGACAGUCGCAUAUUUUGAAGGAUUUGGUUUUGACCGUGCUUGUCUUUACCAAGACGCAAUGCAAAUCGACCCUACAGGGUAUACAAAUUUGCAUUUCGGGUUCGGCGUGCUGAACCCUAACUACUCUGUAGAUACCACUUUUGGAGAUGAUUCACUGUCAGCCUUUGAGUUUUCACAAUUUCUGAGAAUCACAGGACCGGCAAAAAUCCUGUCAUUUGGUGGUUGGGCUUUCUCGACUGAUCCAUCCACUUACAUGAUAUUCCGUGACGGCGUCACCUCCGCCAACGCAAAAUCUAUGGCUACAAACAUGGCCAAUUUCAUUAUUCAGAAUAACCUCGAUGGUAUUGAUAUUGAUUGGGAGUACCCGGGAGCCCCAGAUAUUCCAGGUAUUCCUCCUGCAUCUUCGGAUGACGGUGCCAACUACUUGACAUUCCUCACCAUUCUCAAGAGUUUGCUUCCCAACAAAACAGUAUCUAUUGCGGCUCCUUCGUCGUACUGGUACCUGAAAAAUUUUCCCAUUCAAAAGAUUGCCGCGGUGGUUGACUAUAUCAUUUUCAUGACCUAUGAUUUGCAUGGCCAGUGGGACGCAUCCAAUUCAUACUCUCAAGACGGCUGCCCAACAGGAAAUUGUCUUCGGAGCGAUGUCAACUUGACAGAGACAUUGAACGCCCUGUCCAUGAUCACAAAAGCCGGUGUACCUUCAAGCCAAGUUGUAGUUGGUGUUACCAGCUACGGACGGUCCUUCGAAAUGUCCGACGCGUCUUGCUGGACCGAGAAUUGUACUUUCACUGGCUCCAGUACGCAAUCAAACGCAGAAGAAGGCCCAUGCACAGCAACAGCUGGCUAUAUUGCGAACGCAGAGAUUCAGGAUAUUCUCAAUGACCCCAGCCGUGUCAACCAGAAUUUUGUCGACGACACCAGUAAUACAAAUAUCCUUGUCUAUGACAAUGUCCAAUGGGUUGGUUAUAUGGAUAAUAACAUCAAGGCUUUAAGAACGUCUCUCUACAAAAGUUUGAAUAUGGGUGGCUCCACAGAUUGGGCUACAGACUUGGAAACUUACAACAAUGUCCCAUAUCCUGCAACUUCAUGGACCAAAUUUAUUUCAGAUAUCAAGAGCGCCAUAAACCCGCUUUCUGAACAGGAGAAUAUAACUGGUAACUGGACUAGCGUACAAUGCACUGACCCAGCAAUUAAUUAUUGGGUUCAGCUUAACAUGACUUCAGAGCAACGAUGGAGUGAAAUGGACGGUGACGAUGCAUGGGCAGACGUCACAAACCAGUGGAUAAAUGUGGAUCGGCCACAGAACAAAAUCACCUUCAUUUCAUCUAUUGUGAACUCACUCCAUGGCCGUGAGCUUACUAAAUGCCAGUCGGUAGGCCCGGACAACAAUUGUCAAACGACUGACCUGUGUUGGUUUGAUCCGCCGGCAUCUGAUGGUUCACCACCAGCUGGUGCAGCUUCUUACGAGAUCUAUAACUCUCUUAUUGUUGUCCACGAUAUGUACCAAGACAUAUGGGAUGCAUUGUGGCAUGCUGCUAGUAUUUUCGAACCCAGUCUGUCCCAGUUUGAGAAUAUCUUUGCGCCAGUAGCCCCACAGAAAGACGAUUCAUGGCUUCAAAUUCUUCUGGACUUUAUUACUCUUGGAGCUACUGCUUUGGCUGCACCGAUUUUUAAUUCUUACUUGACUAAGUUGCCAUAUUUUUUCGCCAAUCCUGCAGCUCUCGCCACAACAAAGGACCUUACCUAUGCUGCAAUCGCGGCGGGAGUAACUGUAGGCAAAGACGUUGUCGGCGGCCAAAACACAACAAUUGGGACCUGGUCAGUACAAGACCAGAAUGCAUUUUCAACCUAUAUGGGACAAAUUGUCGGCGCUUGGGCAAAUUUGACUGCUCUGGCGCUCAAAGAUUUGUUUUCUGGCUCCUCAAGUUCCCUUCCCAAUCUUGACAGCCUUGUCACAGGUGGUAAACUUAUUGCUGGCAUACCAGAGACGGAUCAAUAUCCUCCGGACGCUGAAACUCUCAUUUCUUCAAUUACUUCCGCCCUCUAUGCUUACGCUAUUCCUGCUAUCUGGUCAGCUGCGAGAUAUAACGUGUUUGUAAUUGAUAGCGGAUCAUCCUGUGGUACAAUCAAUCCAAUUACUAAAUACAUGACUACUGAGGAUCAAGAGGCCUCAUGGGGCUGCUAUCCAUCCAGUACCGGAGAACUCUAUUACCUCGCUAUGCCGGUUUCUAGUCAGUUUCCGGCCAGCUGCGGCAGUAACCCGCCAGAUGGACGUUGUCCUGAGGUACCGUUCACAGCACCGCCUGGACUUUCGGCCCUGACUGGGGACACGCAAGUAUGGGGGGCUGUUACUAGACAGUUGAUUAUUCAAGGAGCCGUUCGCAGUUAUCAAAAGAACAAUAAUGCCAAUGGUGGCAUCGCACCAGACCUAGGUGACAAAUUAGUCGUUAAUGGCUUGAUUGACGGCGACUAUACUGUUCCUGGCUUCAUCAACAUUCCAGUGUGCUCACCAGAGAUGGCCGCAACUGCGGUUGACGCGAGCAGCACUACAUCGGGAGAGCCCAACUAUCCCUGCGCCGUUCCACCCAGCCCGAAUGACUGCGGAACCUCGACAUUCACAGACGCAACCAGCGGUGGCUCACCUCUUGUCAGUGAUUGUCAGCAGAUAGUUACCAAUAUUGCCGGCACUCAAGGCUCGUGGGAGGUCGAAUCUUCGGUAGGCAAACAACAUCAACUGGUCCAGUAUGGGACUUGUGCGUUUGGGGUGACCGGAACAACUGGAACUGGAGACGUUGACUUUCACGUUGGUGCUCAGGAUAUAGUAGACCUCAUCAAUUCAUCAAUUAAGAUGUUUGCGUCGAAUGGUUUGGUUGGUGCUUCAGGCAACAUGGCAUGCCAAGGAGAUGCAGGUAACGACAAUGUUAACUGGGGACUUUAUCAUGCUUGA